Centropristis striata (black sea bass) is the source of this 3227-nucleotide messenger RNA. It is a transcript of the gene ice2, whose product is annotated as interactor of little elongator complex ELL subunit 2. Gene Ontology annotation, cellular component: transcription elongation factor complex. The transcript is spliced from 15 exons. The coding region runs from base 112 to 2925 and encodes 937 amino acids. Lineage: Eukaryota; Metazoa; Chordata; Actinopteri; Perciformes; Serranidae. The record is from RefSeq and is a predicted model, not a curated record. Gene Ontology annotation, biological process: snRNA transcription by RNA polymerase III; snRNA transcription by RNA polymerase II; positive regulation of transcription by RNA polymerase III.
UAAUUUCACCAGACGAAGAAUGUCAGCUGUCAAACGUUAGCAGGCUAACGCUAACGUAUUUACAGUAGCUUCAAUAAUAUAAUUCCUGAGGAGCGCUUCAUAUUGACCACAAUGGAGCCGAUAUGGGAGGACAAUCCAGUCCCAGAGGCUUCUGUCAUUACCAGAGAGGUCUAUGACAAAUAUUCACUUGCACCUAGUAUCAGAGAACUGUGGGCCUUUCUCCAAAGUCCUGUCGAGAGCAUGAAACAGGACUGUGAUGUUGGGGCUGCAAAAGCCUCCCGCUGUCCUUCCAAAAAAGAAGCUGCGGCAUACAAAGACAGCAGUUGCAUCAGGAAGGAUGAUUCCUGUUGGGACAGCUGUGAUAGUGAUGAUCUGUGUGCAGACAAUGCUGGUGGAGGUGCAGACGAAUGUAGGGAUACUGAAAAAUCAGGAGUAAAGCUCAAGCAGGUUGAGAAUGAGGAAGGUGCUGUUUACCCUGAACCCAGACUACCCUUCCCCUGUAUGUCCAGCCUGUCCAGCAAGGAUCAACAGACGUAUCUCAGCAUUUUGAUGAGUAAAAAAAAAAGGGAUCCUCCACAGAACUUGCAGGCACGAAUAAACAAUGAAGUGAUGCAGUUCACGAGGUACCUGCAAGAUGUGGCCAAAAUAUGUGCUGACGACUACAACUUCAUAUCACAGGGAGCUAUGCAAUAUUCAGAGGAGUUCUUCAGGGGGUGUUUGGAGUGCAUUAAAACAUUUCCUCAGCUCUACCAGAUCCAUGAGAUGACUAGUUUGACAGGAGGAACAUUCAACCCAGGGCUGAAGCUGACCUUUGAGAAACAGCUGCUGAUCAUGGGCAAUGUGGAUAUUACAGACCACAAGAUGGUGCCUGCUGAUGCACAGCUUGCAUCGGAUUAUCAGAGUGUUUCAUCAGAGCAUCCUCCAGCUAAAAAAGCCAAGGACAUGCACGCUACGAUCAGCAGUGAUAGUAAUGCCAAGAGCCUGUGUGCUCAUUAUGAGCCUCAUGUGUGUCUGACUCGAGAUGCCCUCGUCAGGCUGCUAGACAACCAUGGCCCUGACUUUGGAGAGCAAUGGGAACUGCCUGUUUCGAUCAAAUUAAACCCUGGAAAAGGCAGUAGUCAGAAGAAGACAGUGUACAUAGACUCACCCCUUCUGAAGACUGAAAUGACAGUGAGAGAGAGGAGUCAUAUCUUCCACGAGGAGAGUUUGAAGCUUUCCAUCAAAAAGAAUGGAAGUAAAAACGUGUUCCAUUUAAUGACCGAGCUCCCAGAGGAUGAGCAGAAACCCUCCCCGGAGAGCUCAAAAAGAAACGUGGUGUCUUUUGAUAACAAUGGUCUUGACUUCGAGGCGGAUCUAAUUGACUUGGAGACAUUUGGCGAGACAACACCCAGUAAAACCUUCAAGAUGCAUAAAGUACAGAAUGAGCAGGAUCCAUGUGCUAAAAGUAAAAAAAAUUCAAGUUCUCACACUAGUAGCAGUUCACAAGAAGAGAUUAAAAUCUCUUUGACAAAUGUGGAUGAACCUGUAACAGAGGAAACAACUUACGCCAUUGCAACAAAAACUGAACAAAGAAUUAGUCCGGACUCUGCUCAGGAAAGUGAUGACGAGCUGCCUUAUAUUGGAGACUCAGAUGAGGAGAAGCUGGUCAUUGAUGACUCUGUGUCUCCAGCUAAGAUACCUAAAACACAACAGCCUAAGUCCACACCACACUCUGCAGACCGCCCAAUUUCCCCAGUCUCUGAGUCUGCACCUGUAAAUUCAGAGUCAUCUUUCCCUCACAAAGUUACAAAGCAAAAGCGACACAGCAAAAGAGCAAAGGUAUCUGGUGACCAGCUGGGUGAGAUCCUGCGCAUGCAGAAAGCCAUGUUCAACUCUGCCAGUGACGCAGCCAAAUGCUCCACCAUAUCGCAUGAGACCAACUCACCCAGUCAAAGUAUGGGACCCUCUGUUCACUCUCAUCCAACAUCUCUGGUUAAGCCCUGUGUGUCGUCAUAUUUGGAGAGAAACCUGAACCAGGAAGGAGAGACCUGUGCUGCUUCUCAAGAAUCUGCACCAGUAGUAGACGUUACAAGUUCAGAGCACAAAAAAAUUCUGUCACAAGACCUGCAGGCUGGUGCGGAAGAUGAACAAGAUUACGAGGCUCCAGAGGAAGGGAACCUGCUCUACAAGCUCUACAGUCUGCAGGAUUUGCUGGUUAUGGUGCGCAGUUCCGUCUCACAGAGCCAUACCAGAAAAGUUGGCCAAAACAAUCGAAACCAGCACGUUCCAGUGCAUGUCUUGCCCAAGCUGGAGUACCAAUUGAGUUAUGGCGUUGAGUGUCUAAGCAGCAGUGAGGCUUGCCAGCUGUGGACUGAGACAUUGCUCCACUCCAGUACACUAUCCUACAUAGCUCACAUCAAUGCGCACACAUCAAAAGUAGCUCUGCUCAGAAAGCUGCCUGACGACUGGAAACAGAACAUCUCCUGCGGGUUCAAGCCAUCCAAGUCGCUGAAUAUACUGCACCACCUACUGAAAAAGCUAACUCGGUUAGAGGAAGGACAGUACCUGAUUGUGCACAAGGCAGGGGAACCGUAUGUGACCUUAUUAAAAGAAGCUAAUGGGAAAGUGAGUCGGGGGGCAUACAACCUGCAGCAGGUCCACAGCUCAGUCCCUCAGCCCCCAGCCUCCAGUCUCGUGCCCUGGAUACCUGUUGAUCCAGCUGUGGUGCUACCCUUCCACCAGAAACACAGCCGUGUCCCCUGCACCUUCCCACCAAAUCCCCCCAACGAAAAGACGGCCAAAGAUGGGUCAUUGCAGUCCAACAAACAUGGAGCUGGUCCGUCAAAGAACAACUUGAAAACAGGAAGCAAUACGAAGAAAAACCAAAAGAAACGUGCAGCAAAGCGUAACAGAUAUAUUAAAAGGCUACUUCAGAAGUCCAUUUAAAGUCCUGUGGCAAAGAAUUUAAUAUCAUGUUAUUAUAUUUCAUAUAAGGUGAGCCAGAUCAGGACCUGUAAUGCUGAGGAGAGGAGAGGAGAGGAGAGGAGAGGAGAGGACUGACAAUGAUGAUGAUUUCGUACUGGAAAUGUGUUUUGACCUUAAACCUAAAUGUGAAUGCUGAAGCACUUUGAGAGAGUAGAAUAUAUGUCUUGUUUAUAUUUUAAUGUUGUUCAGAGACAUUUUUGUAUAUUUUGUCAGUUGUAAUGUUUUGUAAAAACAGUUCAACAAUAAACUUUGUAUUAAAAUGG